AUGCUGGUCUUGCUCAUCGCAGCUCUUUGCAGAUGCCACCCAGUGCAAACAGCCAAGCUGUUGCCGCGAAUUUUAUCCAACACAUGCCUUCGCCUCCGUGACGGCCACGCCAAGACGACCGAUGCCUGCGUGGUACUAGUAUCCGCGCUUGCGUUGUACGUUGUGCCAUGCCCUGUUGUAACACUCCCUAGUGGCCAGCCCGGCGCCUCACCCUGCAAGCAGCGCGGGGAUAGCAGCAUUCAACAGACGUUCGAAGCGAUCGCUGCUGUCUUUGCUAGAGAAGCUAAUGCGGUUGGUGAAGCUGCCACGAGAUGCCUCUGUGGUCUGCUCCACCCUGUUGAUUUUGACGGAGUAUCAGUGCCAGGACCAAGUACAGUUCUAGCUCACGCCACACGCAUCCACCCGUUCUUCAAGAAUCUCCUAGCUGAUACUGUUGACAAGCUAGAUGGUAGUACGAUGUUUGCCACGUUUUCGCCUCUGUUCCUUGUGCUGCAGUCCGCAUGUCAGCUCGCUCGUGAGGCCCACGAGAAAGCCUCUUUCGUUCAAUUGGGUGGCUACUUCGCUCCGCAUAUCGCAUCGAUAUACGAAGCCAUCGAGGACUCCUUCCAGUGCGGACCUCGUGAGGAUUGGAUGCUACGAAAGCGCGGCAUGGAACUAUUGACGAUGCUGCUAGAUAUAUUCGCACUGCAGGACGCUGCUUGGUGUGUGGCAGUUGACGUGGCAAAAGAGUACUUUCAAUCGCAGUUGGUACGUUCCCUGCAUGACUUGGAUGUCCAAAUCCUAGACUCGGCUUAA
Molecule: messenger RNA, 795 nt
Organism: Phytophthora sojae
Lineage: Eukaryota; Oomycota; Peronosporomycetes; Peronosporales; Peronosporaceae
Exons: 1
Coding region: 1-795 (264 amino acids)
Source: RefSeq, a predicted model, not a curated record